CUACAGGAAGCAAGGCACAUCAUGUACGUUGAUUCCUGCCCUCUACUUCUUUCCCUUUCUUUCCUUUCCGAAGAUUCCGGUGACUAGAGCUAUACUAAUGGCCCUCCCUUCGAUAGAGAUUUACCGGCCCCCAGAUCCUCCGCUUCCAGAGAAAAUACCCAGAAGUAUACAAAAAGACCUCUCGAAUCUCACUCGUCUCCUCCUUCCUCGCAUCCCUUUUCCUGGGCCACAUCGCCCCUUUUGACAUUUCUGACGUCUGCGGUAUGAACCUUUGGAACAUCAAGCAAGGCGCCUACGACGAGAAGCUCCUGCAACUCUGUGCCGGCCCCUCUGGCGUGGAAGACCUCAAGCGUAAGCUCGGUGCCGUCCCCGAAGAUGGCGGCAUCAACCUAGGCCAAAUCGACCGCUACUACAUAGAACGCUACGGCUUCAGCUCAGACUGCACCAUCAUCCCCGCAACAGGUGACAACCCAGCCACCAUCCUGGCUCUGCCACUGCGUCCCUCCGACGCAAUGGUCUCCCUGGGCACCUCAACCACCUUCCUCAUGUCCACUCCCAACUACAUGCCCGAUCCAGCCACACAUUUCUUUAACCACCCCACCACAGCGGGCCUGUACAUGUUCAUGCUCUGCUACAAGAACGGCGGCCUGGCCCGCGAACAGAUCCGCGAUGCCAUCAACGAUAAACUAGGAAUGGCCGGGGACAAAGACCCAUGGGCUAACUUCGACAAGACCACACUGGAAACGGCGCCCAUGGGUCAGAAGAAGGAUUCUGAUCCAAUGAAGAUGGGCCUCUUUUUCCCUCGGCCGGAGAUCGUCCCGAACCUGCGAGCUGGACAGUGGCGCUUUGAUUAUAACCCUGCUGAUGGUAGUCUGCAUGAGACGAAUGGUGGGUGGAACAAGCCGGUCGAUGAGGCUCGUGCUAUCGUCGAGAGCCAGUUCCUUUCCCUUCGCUUGCGCUCUCGCGGUCUUACCACUAGUCCUGGACAGGGUAUGCCAGCUCAGCCACGACGGGUGUAUCUUGUCGGUGGUGGAUCGAAGAAUAAGGCGAUUGCCAAGGUGGCGGGUGAGAUCCUCGGUGGAAGUGACGGUGUAUAUAAGCUAGAGAUUGGCGAUAAUGCCUGUGCGCUGGGAGCGGCCUACAAGGCUGUCUGGGCUUUGGAGAGGAAGAAUGGACAGACGUUUGAGGAUCUCAUUGGGCAGAGGUGGAGGGAAGAAGAUUUCAUCGAGAAGAUUGCAGAUGGAUAUCAGAAGGGCGUAUUCGAGAGGUACGGGGCUGCCGUUGAGGGAUUCGAGAAGAUGGAAUUGCAGGUUCUGAAACAGGAGGGUGAGACGCGGUGAUCUCUCUCUUUCCUCUUCCUUUAUAGAAAAAGCGUCUAUGGAUCUCUUCAUGAAAUUAUUGCCUUUAAUGACUCUGCGAUCUUGGAUGGUUUGCAUUGGUUUCCUUUUUCUUUCUGGAUUCAGUUAGUACCCUAUAUAGUUCGCUUAUAUACAAAAUAAACCAAAAGAAUGAAUAGU
This is a messenger RNA of Aspergillus pseudotamarii, 1517 nucleotides long. RefSeq names its product FGGY family of carbohydrate kinases. NCBI's taxonomy places the organism in Eukaryota, Fungi, Ascomycota, Eurotiomycetes, Eurotiales, Aspergillaceae. Gene Ontology annotation, molecular function: D-xylulokinase activity. The coding region runs from base 264 to 1340 and encodes 358 amino acids. Gene Ontology annotation, biological process: xylulose metabolic process. Gene Ontology annotation, cellular component: cytosol. The transcript has a single exon. The record is from RefSeq and is a predicted model, not a curated record.